AUGGUUGUUCAUGAUCGUGAUAUCAGUCGAUUUGCUGAUCGAAGUCGAGAACUUUGGUCCGAUCGGACAAUGUCCGAGAUGAGAUACAAAGAAAAUGGUUUUCUUCGCUGUUGUGGAAGUUGUCCAUUUGCAUCCUUAUUGGCAUUUAUGCUCACGUUAACAGGUACAGGAAUAUUCUGUGGCUGCCUUUACUAUCCAACACGAUCGUCAAUUGAACAAAUCAAUAAUGUUUUCAAAUAUGAAUAUAUCGAUCUUGAAUGGAUUCGUAUAUUACGUUUGAGCGUUAUCUUCGUCAUGGCGAUUAUGGGCGGCUUUUCGUUGAUAUUACUUAUCGUCGGAUCGUUAGCCACAGGUGCUACUCGCCAUCAAGUUUAUACUGGAUUUCGUUCUCGACUUGGUGGUCGAAUUGUAACAGGAUUCUUUACAUUCAUUGCCUAUUUGAUGUUGCUCACGUGGUUAAUUGUUAUGAUAACUACAGUGAUACCUUGUGUCGGGUUGUAUGUUUUGAAAUCUCGUUGUGACGAAACUUGGGGAAGACCAACAUUGUCUGGUCAGCCCAACUCCGCCGCGCCCAUCGCUUGUUUGACUCCUGCAACGUACGGACUUCCUGUGCCAAGAGAGAAACCUGAUCUGAAAGUUUGUCAACAAGAAUUCAAUGAAUUGUGUACACUAACUGAACAUGCGCUACGACUCUGGAUUGGUUUAUUGGGUGCAUUUCUUGUUGUCAUGGGCUUGAUUCAUUUCCUUUGCUGUCUUGUGGCUAAUUAUGCACACAUAAAAGACGGUCGAAAAUUGCGUGAUUACGAAGAAGCUAUUCGUGAAGAAAUCGAAGUGUCAAAAUUGAAUCAAUAA
This is a messenger RNA of Adineta ricciae, 852 nucleotides long. NCBI's taxonomy places the organism in Eukaryota, Metazoa, Rotifera, Eurotatoria, Adinetida, Adinetidae. The record is from the annotation of a GenBank genome assembly.